AUGACAGAAAAUGUGGUUUGUUCUGGGGCCGUCAAUGCUGUAAAGGAAGUCUGGGAAGAAAGAAUAAAGAAACACAAUGAAGUGGUGAAGCGAGAGAAGGAAUUUCAGCACAAGCUAGUGCGGAUCUGGGAAGAUCGAGUAAGCUUAACUAAGCUGAGAGAAAAGGUCACCAGGGAAGAUGGAAGAGUCAUUUUGAAGAUAGAAAAAGAAGAGUGGAAGGUGAACCAAAGGGGGCUUUUGAUUGCUGGCUUUGGACUGCUCACCAGACUGCAGGAACUGAUCCUUAGCUACAACAAAAUCAAGACUGUCCCCAAAGAACUGAGCAACUGUGCCAGCUUGGAGAAGCUAGAACUGGCUGUGAACAGAGAUAUAAGUGACCUCCCUCCAGAGGUCAGAAG
This is a messenger RNA of Cricetulus griseus (Chinese hamster), 398 nucleotides long. The record is from RefSeq and is a predicted model, not a curated record. NCBI's taxonomy places the organism in Eukaryota, Metazoa, Chordata, Mammalia, Rodentia, Cricetidae.